AUGUCCAAUGAUGACGCAAAAUCCGGCGACGUUCGAGAAGGCGGUUCGAAAAAUCGCGUUUCCACUGACGCACGUCACGACAUUUUUCGAGUCGGCGUAAAAUCGCCACAGUUUUCGCCGGAGAAGCCUGCAAUAUGGUUUGCGCUUAUGGAGGCUCAGUUCAACCUGUCGAAGAUCACCAGCGAUGAGACGAAAUUUUACCACAUCCUCAGCAACCUUGAACCUCAGUACGCAGAUCUUGUGGAGGAGCUCGUCUUGAACCCACCGGCUACGGACAAGUAUGAGAAGCUGAAGACUGAGCUCAUACGUACCUUGUCUCAGUCCAAGGCCAAGAAGCUGCAGAGACUUCUGGAUAGAGAGGAGAUCGGUGACAGAAAGCCAUCUCAUUUUCUACGGCACCUUCGCAACUUAGCUGGACCCGGCUUACCCGAAGAGUUCCUGUCUGGCAUCUGGACGAGUCGACUGCCGAGUAGCAUCCAGACCAUCCUCGCUUCUCAACCCACCGCUUCGCUCGAGACGCUUGCUGACCUGGCGGACAGGAUCCAUGAAGUCGUUCCACCGUCACCGCAAGUAGCUUCGACUUCCCACCACACUUCACCUGGCAGCUCCAUGGACCAAAUGGCUAAGCAAAUAGCCGAACUUACCCAGCAAGUUAGAGCACUCAGCAUGCAAUCGCACAGAUCGCGUUCCAGAUCAAGGAACAAUCAUGCACAGACUCGUCAUUCUGCUCGGUCAAGGGAGAGAUCACAAUCCAGCUACCGGAAGCAUCCCCUUUGCUGGUACCACGGCAAGUUCGGCAGCAGGGCGAAGACCUGCAUCCGCCCAUGCGACUACAAGGCGGAAAACUCCCUGGGCAAUCAGUGA
Plutella xylostella (diamondback moth) is the source of this 864-nucleotide messenger RNA. RefSeq lists its product as uncharacterized. Lineage: Eukaryota; Metazoa; Arthropoda; Insecta; Lepidoptera; Plutellidae. The record is from RefSeq and is a predicted model, not a curated record.